CGAUUCUUCUUGAUCUGUCGACACUCGCGUUCAGAUUGCAACAUGUUAGUUCGGCUUUUUCAUUGAAAUUUAAUUCUUAGUUUUAUUUGAUUAAAGCAUAACGUUAAUCUUUCUUCCACAUAAUAUUUUUCAUUAAAAAGUGAUAAUUGACUACGCUGAUCGUUUCGAACUGUGAUCACACGUAAGAUGACUAUGACUGGUUCGGCAGAGGAUCACAUAGCCAAGCUGCAAACUUUGGGUCUCAGCGAGCAAAAGGCGAAAGAAACCUUGAAGAAUGCUGCCCUCAGUAAGACAAUUAUGAAGGCCCUAUCGUUCGUUCCGGCCGAUCACGUUUACGCCGAAGGGGAAGGUUUGUUGGUGUACCAAGCAUGCACCAAGAUCAAACAGCAAUCCAUUGAACAUUUGGAGUUCCUGGUGCGGAAUAUUCUGCAACGAAAGCUGGAUACGGGAAUCCGGGUUGAAGCCGCAUUGGAAUUUCUGCUGCACAACGGUACCAACAAAACUGUAAAUGUGGCCGAGUUUGAGGAGGCCUGUGGAGUGGGCGUAGUGGUCACGCCGGAGGAGAUUGACCGGGCCGUAGAAGCCGUAAUUACUCUAAACAAGGAGACGAUUAUUUCCCAACGAUACCGAUUCAAUACGGGAAAGCUUCUGGCGGAACUGCGCGGAAAACUCUUGUGGGCCGAUGGAAAAGCCAUCAAGAACGAAGUGGAUGUGCAAAUGUUCGAUUUGCUUGGUCCGAAAACGGAAGCCGAUCUUGCACCUCCGCCAAAAGCUGAGAAGAAACCGAAAGGAGAGAAGGUGGUUGUUAGCGCUCAUAAAACCGAGCAGGCAGUGUCUGCAAAAGAAGCGCUUACCGAAUCCGUAUCCGAUGGAGCGAAGUCCAUUACGGAGCUGAUGAAAUCGGUUCAUUUCCACGCUCCGGGAGAGAAUCAUAAAACCGAUGGUUAUGUGGUUACCGAUAAGACCGACAGGUUGUUGAAGGAACAUUUGAAGCGAACAGGAGGAGCCGUGCGCACUCGAUUCCCUCCGGAACCGAAUGGCAUUUUGCACAUUGGUCAUGCUAAGGCCAUUAACAUCAAUUUUGGGUACGCCAAGUCUAAAAACGGCGUCUGCUUCUUGCGUUACGAUGACACUAACCCGGAGAAGGAGGAAGAGAAGUUCUUCAUCGGAAUCAAGGACAUGGUCGAAUGGCUGGGUUAUAAGCCUUACCAAAUCACCCAUUCUUCGGACUACUUUCAACAAUUGUAUGAGUGGGCUGUACUUUUGAUUAAAAAUAACCUGGCGUACGUUUGUCAUCAAACGGCGGAUGAAAUGAAAGGAUUCAAUCCUCAACCGUCAAAGUGGCGAAACCGUCCCGUGGAGGAAAACCUCCAACUGUUCGAGGACAUGAAAAAUGGAAAGAUUGACGAAGGUGCCGCGACGCUUCGUAUGAAGAUCACUCUAGAAGAGGGAAAAAUUGACCCGGUCGCGUAUCGGAUCAAGUUUAUUCCUCAUCAUCGGACGGGAAGCGAUUGGUGCAUCUAUCCGACCUACGAUUACACGCAUUGUCUUUGCGAUAGCAUCGAAGACAUUACGCAUUCAUUGUGCACAAAGGAGUUUCAGUCCCGCCGGUCUUCCUACUAUUGGCUUUGCAAUGCGUUGGAGAUUUACUGCCCGGUGCAGUGGGAGUACGGCCGGCUGAAUGUGAACUACACGGUCGUCUCCAAGCGAAAAAUUGGCAAGCUGAUUACCGAAGGAGUCGUUGAAGAUUGGGACGAUCCAAGGCUUUUCACAUUGACCGCUUUACGGCGUCGCGGUUUUCCAUCGGAGGCCAUCAAUAACUUCUGUGCGCAGAUGGGGGUUACCGGAGCUCAAAGCUCUGUUGAUCCAUCCGCCCUGGAGGCUAGCGUACGAGAUGUUCUGAACAUAACGGCUCCGCGGGCUCUGGUCGUACUGGACCCGUUGAAGAUCACUAUCAAAAACUUCCCACACAAAGAGUCGGUGGAAAUUCAAGUUCCCAACUAUCCUAGCAAUCCUGAGAAAGGAUCCCACAGCAUUUGGCUCGACAAAGUUAUUUACAUUGAACGAUCCGACUUUUCCGAAAACCCGGAAAAAGGAUUCCGUCGUUUGACACCAUCUCAGUCGGUUGGUUUACGGUACGCUGGGUUUGUUAUAAAGGUGUCUGAUGUUAUCAAAGACGAAAACGGAGCCUUGAAGGAAUUGCACUGUGUGUGUGAUAGCAGCGAAACGACUGAAAAACCCAAAGCCUUUAUCCACUGGGUAUCUCGGCCUAACGAAAUAGAGGUCCGUUUGUACGAAAAGCUGUUCAAGCAUAAAAACCCCGAAGACGCCAAUGAAGUUCCUGGAGGAUUUUUAAGCGAUUGCAAUCAUGACUCCCUAAAAAUCGUCACAGCGUACGCCGAUGCAUCUGUUAUGAACGCUAAAAUCUACGAUAAAUACCAGUUUGAGAGAAUUGGAUACUUUUCGGCCGAUCCCGAUUCGCGCGAAGGGCAUUUAGUGUUCAACAGAACAGUAACAUUGAAGGAAGACGCCGGCAAAAACUAAUCUUUUAUGUUUGUUCAUUUAUUGCUUCAGUUCAAAUAAAGAAUAUUAUUCGGCUA
Aedes albopictus (Asian tiger mosquito) is the source of this 2600-nucleotide messenger RNA. It is a transcript of the gene GlnRS, whose product is annotated as probable glutamine--tRNA ligase. Gene Ontology annotation, molecular function: ATP binding; glutamine-tRNA ligase activity. Lineage: Eukaryota; Metazoa; Arthropoda; Insecta; Diptera; Culicidae. The record is from RefSeq and is a predicted model, not a curated record. Gene Ontology annotation, biological process: glutaminyl-tRNA aminoacylation; translation. Gene Ontology annotation, cellular component: cytosol; aminoacyl-tRNA synthetase multienzyme complex; cytoplasm. Bases 187 to 2544 code for a protein of 785 amino acids. The transcript is spliced from 3 exons.